AUGGACCAGACUGCGGUGCCCAAGUUUGGCAGCUUCAAGCCGAAGAGCGCUUCCAAACCGACGCCACGAGAAGACGAAUCUCAGAACAGGUCCAAGCGUGAGGAGCACUCGAGGAAGCACCAGGGGCGUCACGAUGAGGAUCGAAGACGGCAUCGUCAUGACCGGCGCGAGUCGAGGGAGCGGACGUCUCGACAGGAGCUGUCUCAUCGGAAACGAAGUCAAGAAGCGCGUGCCAAGACACCGGAUGAACUUCCCAUAGCCACGGACGAGUUCGAGGAGUCCAGUCUAUUCAUUGUCGAUCGUCGCGGUGACUCGAAGAAUGUAGAGUAUGGUAGCCUCCAUCGAUACAGCAUCCCCGCUUAUCGCCGCGUUGGUUAUGGGAAAGUCCUGGGUCUUGCUGGAUCAACCAAGAUAGACAGGGAUGAUAGUAGCGACAAGGAGAUCCGAUUGACGACUCUCGACCAUCGCCAGAGGAAACCGAGAUUGCUCACUUCGAAGCACGGCAGAGGCAAUGAAAGCAAGCUCCGUUUCGUACUGUUCACCUCGGACAACAACGAUUCGACUGAGAGUGACUACAUUGACUUACGACCUUCACGAAAGCGCAAACGUGGAUCUGAAUCUCCAGAGCCUGCUGCCUUUACUGUCGAUUACCGUUCAAUUGAAGGAAAGGCCAAAACAUCAUCUCAACCCGCAGAUGAAGAUCUCGAGAUCGAUUCAGACUCUGAGGGGGAGGACACUGAUCUGGACUUGCAUAUAAGGCAGCAAAGCGCUGUACUGUCCAAAGCUGCCAAAACAAACCCGAAUGACUUGAAUGCCUGGCUUGCACUUUCUGACCACCAGGCCAAGCUGGUUCGAGCGGGCGCCCUAGCAGUAUCCCUGUCGUCUUCAGAGAGAAGGACGCUUGCAGACCUUCGCUUGUCCAUCUUGAAUGAGGCCUGCACUCACAUCACCAAAGGCACCACGUACCGCGAGCGGCUGCUACGCGCUAUCAUCGAUGAAGGGACAAUUGUCUGGGAUAGCGCGAAACGAGCGUCGAGGUGGAUAGAAGCGCUUGCCGAAUGUCCCGGCAGCAUCAUGUUGUGGACAGACUACCUGAAUUAUGUUCAGGACAGUCACUCCGGCUUCAAAUUUGAAGAUUGCAAGGAUGCCUUCACCCAAUGCUUGCGGAUGCUGAAAGUGGCUGGGGAGAAAGAGGGAACUUCGACCAGUGACAUUCAGGUCUAUGUUCUGCUACGACUCACGGCCUUCAUUCGAGAUGCUGGUUAUGACGAGCUGUCCAUCGCUCUAUGGCAAGCAGUAUUGGAAUACCAUCUGCGCAUGCCACCACAGCUACGAGAAGCAUCGCUCUCGGAUCGUUUGGCCUCGUUUGAAGACUUUUGGGAAAGCGAAACUCCACGAAUCGGCGAAAAUGAUUCGAAAGGAUGGAUGCACUACGAAGAGACGAAUGAAAGCACCACUAGGACUCCUGCAAACGCUCAGCAAAGGCCAAUCGAUCGCAAACGUCCCUUCGUGAGCUUCGCCGAGACAGAAACUGCCCUUCAAGGCUUCAUCUUGCCGGCUUCGACCGAAGAUGAUGAUGCAACCUCAGAUCCCUUUCGGUGCGUCAUGUUCUCAGAUAUCAGCGAGAUACUUGACCUUGUCAGCAGCGAGCUGCCUACGAAGACGUUGAUCAGCGCUGCUCUCUGCUUCUUUGGGCUGCCUUGCAUAGCCUCCACCGAUGAAGCGUCUCCAAAGAUGGCUUGGUCCCAAGAUCCACACCUUGGGAGUGGAUGGACAACAUAUGCUGCUGUGGAUGGGGUUCUGAACACAUCCGUUGGAAAUUUGCAGUGUCGACGUGAGACAACCGACAGCCUGUUCGAUGAUGCUUUUGACGACUUCGCUCGUCGCUUUGAUACGAGCGCUGACGAUCCCCGAGGGCUGAUCGAUUUUGUCGACAGGAUACUGGAGGCCAUCGUAGCGGUAGUCCCUCAAGACGACGACAUUGCGGAGUAUUUUCUAGCUUACAAGCUUCAGCUAUCGCCGGUCGAAGCCGGAAAAACUGCAAAACGUUUGCUCAAGCAGAGACCAUCAAGCCUACGCCUCUACAACGCGUAUGCUUUGAUUGAGGCAAAGAGAGGCAACUUGGACAAGGCGCAAAGUGUCUGGACAACGGCACUAGGCGCGGACUUGGGCUCGGCUGCGAGAGAUGGCGACGUUGUCCUCUGGCACAGUCGCUUGCUUGCACAAUGCAAAAAUGAGUCCGCUGCUCGACACGUGGUUGCAGAAGACGACGCUGGCUCACAUGUGAAGAGGCUGAGGGCUAGAAGGCUGCUCAAAGAAAGACUAGACCGAGCACUUCUCGCGCGCAAUCAUCUACACGGUGCCCUGCUUGUUGACUGUCUGGCCUGGAUGGAGUACCUUGCUAAUGGUCGUGACAUGGACCGUACUUUGCAAGUCUUUCACACUCAAGCCUCGAGGUUCAAACGGAGUGGUUUGACAGCUGCGGUCGAGUUGAUCGAAGAAUACCAAGCUGGGUUACUCAAGCUGCAUGUUGAUCGACAACGACCUUUCAAGCCGGCUGCCUUAAAAUUUCAGCUCGAGGAGGCUUUGAAGCUAUUCCCAAGCAACAGUUCUUUGCUGGAACUGCACUCUAGCAUUGUAGCACAGGAUCGGCUUCGAAGUCUCGUCCGAAAUCAGCAAGUAACCCAUUCAGCCGACUUGUCGAUUGUUCAGUGGUCUUUCAAGAUCGCUGAAGAGCUUCGUCGACUUGGAGACGAAGCAUUUGGAUCGAACCCCAACACCGUUCGUGCGACGUUCUCGAAAGCGCUGUUGAGCGCAGACAGUGCUGUGAAUCACUCGCUGUUCCUCUGGAUGAUGUGGCUCAGGUUCGAGCAUGGACAGACCCAUCGCCUGGAAGGUACAAGGAAACGGGAGGCUGCGCAACGAACGAAGCAAGUCUACUUGGACGGCUUGAGAAGUCUACCGUGGGUGAAGCAGUGGGUGAUCACGGGCAUGAAGUUUCUGUGUGAUGGCACCUUGAGCCAGGGUGAGCUGAGGCAAUCGUAUGAAACGUUGGUGGAGAGAGGAAUACGUCUGAGGGUUGAUAUCGAAGACAUGAUAUGA
Messenger RNA from Zasmidium cellare ATCC 36951, 3102 nucleotides. RefSeq lists its product as uncharacterized. NCBI's taxonomy places the organism in Eukaryota, Fungi, Ascomycota, Dothideomycetes, Mycosphaerellales, Mycosphaerellaceae. The record is from RefSeq and is a predicted model, not a curated record. The transcript has 2 exons. Gene Ontology annotation, molecular function: protein binding. Gene Ontology annotation, cellular component: catalytic step 2 spliceosome. Gene Ontology annotation, biological process: regulatory ncRNA-mediated post-transcriptional gene silencing; negative regulation of RNA catabolic process. Bases 1 to 3102 code for a protein of 1033 amino acids.